Molecule: messenger RNA, 3339 nt
Organism: Centropristis striata (black sea bass)
Lineage: Eukaryota; Metazoa; Chordata; Actinopteri; Perciformes; Serranidae
Gene: atg9a
Product: ATG9 autophagy related 9 homolog A (S. cerevisiae)
Exons: 20
Coding region: 259-2826 (855 amino acids)
Biological process (GO): autophagy of mitochondrion; protein localization to phagophore assembly site
Cellular component (GO): autophagosome; phagophore assembly site
Source: RefSeq, a predicted model, not a curated record
GCCACAGUGCUAGCUGUUUCGAAAAUGAAACUGGCUCGUGUUUGACUUCGAGAGGCAGCGGAAAGAAAACGAAAACAAGACGAGUGUUAAAUUUAAAAAAAUCCCACGGAGGUUGACUGCGUGGAAAUGUCACAUUGAGCGGAAUAACCUAACGCUGGAAAUGUUGAAUAAACACCAGAACUGGUAGGAAGAACUGUACUGCAAUGGAGUCUGUAGCGGCGGGCUCAGCUACCUGGUGAGACUGAAGCUGCUGUCACUAUGGCGCACUUUGACACAGAGUACCAGCGCCUGGAGGCGUCCUACAGCGACUCUCCCCCUGGAGAGGAGAACCUGCUGAUGCAUGUGCCUGAAGGAGCCAAAUCCCAAUGGCACCAUAUAGAAAACCUGGACCUGUUUUUCCAGAGAGUCUAUAAUCUGCACCAGAAGAAUGGAUUCACCUGUAUGCUGCUGGGAGAGAUCUUUGAGCUGGUUCAGUUGCUGUUUGUGGUCGGCUUCACCGUGUUCCUGGCUAACUGUGUGGACUAUGACAUACUCUUUGCCAACAAGUUUGUAAAUCACACAGAUUCGUCUAAAGUCACCUUGCCUGAUGCUUUCCUCCCAGUGGACGUCUGCAGCGCUCGUAUCCGAGACAAUGCAUUUGUGAUCUUCGUGCUGAUAAUCUCUGGGGUGUUUUGGCUUCAUCGCAUGGUCAAAUUCAUCUACAACGUGUGCUGCUACUGGGAGAUCAGAUCCUUCUACAUUAAUGCGCUCAAGAUGACCAUGUCAGAACUCCCUUAUGCAACAUGGCAGGAGGUGCAGGCCCGGAUAGUGGAGAUCCAGAAGGAGCACCAGAUCUGCAUCCACAAGAAAGAGCUGACGGAGCUGGACAUCUACCACCGCAUCCUCCGCUUCAAAAACUACAUGGUUGCUAUGGUGAAUAAAUCACUCCUUCCUGUGCGAUUUCGACUUCCUGCACUUGGAGAGUCUGUGUUCUACACACGGGGUCUCAAAUACAACUUUGAGCUCAUCUUCUUCUGGGGACCAGGUUCUUUGUUUGAGAAUGAAUGGAGCCUGAAACCAGAGUACAAGAGAGGAGGGAACAGGCUGGAGCUAGCAGACCGGCUAGCGUCCCGGAUCCUGUGGAUCGGGAUCGCUAAUCUGCUGCUGUGUCCUGUCAUCCUGGUGUGGCAGAUUCUCUACGCCUUCUUUAGUUACACAGAGGUGAUAAAGCGGGAGCCUGGUUCUCUGGGAGCGAGGUGCUGGUCUCUGUACGGUCGAUGUUACCUGAGGCACUUCAACGAGUUGGACCACGAGCUCAUGUCACGACUCAGCAAAGGCUACAAGGCUGCAUCCAAGUAUAUGAACUGUUUCCUCUCACCGCUGCUGACGGUGGUUGCCAAAAAUGUAGCAUUUUUUGCCGGCUCUCUCCUGGCCGUCCUCAUCGCUCUGACGAUCUACGACGAGGACGUUCUGGCCGUGGAACACGUUCUCUCAUCUAUCACUCUGCUCGGUGUCUGUAUCACCGUCUGCAGAUCAUUUAUCCCAGAUAAGCACAUGGUGUUUUGUCCUGAGCAGCUGUUGAGGGUUAUCCUGGCUCAUAUCCACUACAUGCCUGACCACUGGCAGGGCAAUGCACAUAGAUAUGAGACUCGUGACCAGUUCUCCCAGCUUUUCCAGUACAAAGCAGUUUUUAUUCUGGAGGAGCUGAUCAGUCCGGUGGUCACUCCCAUCAUCCUCAUCUUCUGUCUGAGGAGGAAGUCUCUGGAGAUCAUUGACUUCUUCAGGAACUUUACGGUGGAGGUGGUCGGGGUGGGAGACACCUGCUCCUUCGCCCAGAUGGACAUCAGGCAGCACGGACACCCCGCGUGGAUGUCCGAGGGGAAGACGGAGGCGUCUAUCUACCAGCAGGCGGAGGACGGGAAGACGGAGUUGUCUCUGAUGCACUUUGCCAUCACCAACCCUCAGUGGCAGCCUCCUCAGGAGACCACUCACUUCAUCAGCCAGCUGAAGGAGCGCGUCCACAGGGAGGCCACAGGAGCCUCAGACACCCACCCACUGUCCCUGUCAGAGUCUGAGCCGAGGAGCCUGAUAGCGAACCUCUUGGUGGGUCCUUCUACGUCGGUGCAUUUCGGCAGAGACGGCUCUCUGACCAAUCACGCAGCAGCAGGUUUAAGUGACGGGGCGUCUGCUUUACGCUCGCUGUCCCCGAUCAGCAGCAGUCUGCACCUGAGGAGCAGCCUGAGUCACAGGGCGGCUGGCAACACUUCAACCAUGAGCAAAGCCAUGGCCGGCUCUGGGACGGAUGCGAGGACGGUGAGCUCCGGCAGCAGUGCCUGGGAGGGUCAACUCACCAGUUUGGUCCUGUCGGAGUACGCCUCCACAGAGAUGAGCAUCCAUGCACUUUACAUGCAUGAGCUCCACAAGCAGCAGUCCCGUGGCGAGCUGUCCCGCCACACGUGGCACCGCCAGGAGAGUGACGAGAGCAGCGACAGCGUCCCCGAUGAAGUGAGGAGCGAACCCAACCCUCACUCCAGACACUUCCCUCGCUCUCACACCUUCCCCACCACAGUUCCCAGUCCCAGCGCCAUCCCCACCUCAGCUUCAGCCAACAGUAACACCACGGUGGGCCACCAGGGGGCGCCACCACACAGCAGCAGCAGCCAGAGGAGAUACAGCGGCCCUGCUGCAGACUCGUUUGGCUCGGGGGGGAAAGUCGUGCGGUCGGCCCGUGGCGUUCCUAUGGGAGGCUGGGCCGAGGAGGGUCAGACGGCUCCACGCCACCACGAGACUCUACCGGAGGAGAGCUCCGAGGACGACCUGCCUCCUCACAUACACAAGAUCACAUAACCACGUGGAUAAAUAUCAGCGUCCCGACCUCCGUAGAUAUUCAGACACAGACCCUCGUCCCUGACCAAACCUCUCCUCCAGGACGGACCACCAGAUCAGAUGAAGAUGGACGUGUGAUCGCUACGAACACUUAACUAGUGACAUCACCUGGACAAGAUCCACCUGAUGCCACCAUCAAGCUUUCAAACUUCUGACUUAUUAAACGCCUCAACAGGCCAACAGGGUAAACCUCUGAGUCUGAGCAUCAGAAGACCACCUAAAGGAUCAAGUCAUUUCUAAUAGCCGUUGAUUCAAUCAGAUUAAGAUGCACUUUUUUGAUAACAACAUAAGAUCACACACUGAAAGUGCAUGUGUUGCUGGGAUGUGAACAAAAAUGGUGAGUGCAGCUGGAGGAAUCCUUUUUGCUGCUGUCGCUGUAGGAAAACUCUUAACAAUUUGCUCAAAAUAUGGUCACAAUAAUCCUAACUGGGCUGUUUUGUUCCUUUUUUACAAGACACACUGCAAAAAAGGUGU